GGCGCGAAACAACAGAAGUUUGCCACGUCAGGCCCCAACUCAGUCACAGUCACAGGGUCUCUUGGACGAAAGGGGAGUCAAAUCCAAACAGAACAAGAUCACAGUCAGACUACCCUAACGACUCACUCCAGAUGGCGCCGAAAAGGACGUGGACUGUGGUUAUUUGUGUUCUGUUGUUGACUCUGAGUCCGCUGGGAACAUCUAAGCCACUGUGGUGUGUCGAGCCGUACGUCAUUAUGCACAGCUUUGGCCUGCCAGACGUGGUGGAACCGGACAACACAGGGCAUGAUUGUCCCCCGCUCUACUCAUUGUUUGGCAAUGACUGUUUCCGCUUCGUGACUCCCGGAAGCUAUCAUAAUCAUGUCGAGGUACCGUUCGCAUCGGCGAAAGCGGACUGCGAAAGUGUCAACGCAACUGCGGUAGAGUUGGUAGACCUGUUGUAUCCAAAUGCCCAGAAGGUUACCCAAAUCGCCUUACACAAGUACGAGGGGAGACGCGAGUUGAUCAUGGACGAUAACUCGUGCGUGACGAGGGCAUACAAUCAAGAGUCGGGCCAGUGGAUUUUGUGCUCCGGGAUAUGCCAAAAAAAUAUAAACAAGGUGUACAUCUGCACGUGUCCCGCGCUAAUUGUGACAUAGGUCGGCCCAUGCUCAACUACAUCUGGAGCCUACAUAUGGAAAAUCGAGUUAAGCUUCUAAUGCAUCUUAUCAUAUCGCUAUAGCCUGUUUCACCAUGACUAGGCAUAACUGUCCCGAUGUUAGAAGUAAAUGACAUUCUGCUCAUAAAUUAGGACACAGCUACAAAUGUGGAACUGUGACCGUUCUUUGAACUUUUUGUACGCUAAACACCUACAUUGUAACACCUGUUUAUAGACGAUUACGGCUACCAUCUAAUUUGAAGAUGCUUGAGACAUAUGGGGUAUUCGUUUCGUACUUCAGCUACCGAUUAUCCCAAUUACGUUGUGAGGCAGGCUAUGAUAGAUACAGAAGAUGUUAUCGAUAGUGCCCGGAUGUACAGGACAGAAACUCAAUACACGUAGGCGUCGGAUAAAAACAUGAUGUAACGCGAGGAGUAUUGACGGUAGUCUGUGGAACGGUGGCCAGUUGUGAUCGUGCUCUGAUGAGCGCCACGAGAAGUAAGAAUCACAAUGUUGUAGAGACUAGCCACUGUCUAGCCGCAUUGACUGUGCAGGCUUGGAGAAAAUGUGAUGAGGCCGAUAGCGAGGGAUGAUAUGUCCUGCCAACAUUAAUGUAAUCGGCCUAACAAUUGACGGUCAGGAAAUAAAGAAAACAAUAAAAACAGUA
This is a messenger RNA of Branchiostoma belcheri (Belcher's lancelet), 1304 nucleotides long. RefSeq lists its product as uncharacterized. The record is from RefSeq and is a predicted model, not a curated record. NCBI's taxonomy places the organism in Eukaryota, Metazoa, Chordata, Leptocardii, Amphioxiformes, Branchiostomatidae. The transcript has 5 exons. The coding region runs from base 132 to 638 and encodes 168 amino acids.